Linum trigynum is the source of this 492-nucleotide messenger RNA. The record is from the annotation of a GenBank genome assembly. Lineage: Eukaryota; Viridiplantae; Streptophyta; Magnoliopsida; Malpighiales; Linaceae.
AUGAGGGGACAGAAAUCCCGGUCGGGUCCUGGCGUGAUGAGAGGAUUCGAGGGUGGGCAGAUGCCUCUCUACCGUCGUAUCCCUAAAUUGCGGGGAAUCGCUGGAGGUAUGCAUGCUGGUUUACCUAAAUAUGUCCCGGUAAACUUAAAGGACAUAGCAGAAGCAGGAUUUCGAGAGGGUGAGGAGGUUUCACUGGAGAGUUUGAAGGAGAAGGGCUUAAUCAAUCCAUCGGGGAGAGAAAGGAGACUUCCUCUCAAGAUCCUAGGUGACGGGGAGCUAGACGUGAAGCUGAACUUUAAAGCUCGUGCCUUUUCGACGUCAGCCAGAGAGAAGCUGGAAUCUGUUGGCUGCUCGAUCACGGUGUUACCUGGCAGAAAGAAGUGGCUGAAGCCAGCAGUUCUCAAGAACCUUGCUAGAGCUGAUGAAUACUUUGCAAAGAAAAGAGCUGCUGCAGCAGAGGCUUCUGAGGCUGAGCCAGCCGCCUCUUCUUGA